Messenger RNA from Diplodia corticola, 2403 nucleotides. RefSeq names its product fad binding domain protein. Bases 1 to 2403 code for a protein of 800 amino acids. The record is from RefSeq and is a predicted model, not a curated record. NCBI's taxonomy places the organism in Eukaryota, Fungi, Ascomycota, Dothideomycetes, Botryosphaeriales, Botryosphaeriaceae. The transcript has 7 exons. Gene Ontology annotation, molecular function: FAD binding.
AUGGCUUCCAAACCCUUCAGAGUCAUCAUCGCCGGAGGCAGCAUAGCGGGCCUCACGCUUGCUAACAUGCUUGAGAGACUGGGAAUUGACUUUGUUGUUCUUGAAGCUUACCGGGACAUUGCUCCUCAAGUAGGUGCGAGCAUUGGCCUUGCACCAAACGGCCUCCGCGUGCUCGAUCAACUUGGCCUAUACCCAACUCUGCGAGGGUUGAUACACGAGCCGCUUCAAGUAUCCACCAACCGCGGGCCUGAUGGACGGGUGCUGUCGGUGUACGGUCCACCUAUGGAUCAUCUCAGGGAGCGUCACGGUUACGACGUCAUCUUCGUCGAUCGUCAGAUGAUCCUCCAGGCUCUCUAUGACCAUUUGCAAAGCAAGGACAAGAUUCUGACAAGCAAAAAAGUCCGCUCGGUCAGCUUGCAGGAGAAAGGAGUCAAGGUUACCACUGAAGAUGGCUCGGUAUUCACUGGAGAUGUCGUGAUUGGCGCGGAUGGAGUUCACAGCACCGUCAGGAAGGAAAUGUGGCGGAUCGCGGAUGAGUUGGAGCCCGGAUACAUCCCGGCGUCUGAACACACAGCCUUGGCAUCACACACGACCUACAAAUGCAUUUUCGGAAUUUCCAUCAUGAAGGAAUACCUGCCGUCCACAAUGAACACGUCUUGGUUCAAGGGCCACUCCCUCCUGGUAAUUGGAGGACCGAGCAACCGGGUGUACUGGUUCAUGUUCGAAAAUAUGGGGAAGAAAUGUGACGGCCCAGACCUUCCCCAAUAUACAAAGCAGGACGAGGAGGCCCUUGCGAAGGAGCAUUGGAACGAACCGAUUACGGAAAACAUCACCUUUGGAGAUAUGUAUGCCGCACGAAUCUCUUCCGUCCUUACCCCACUUCCCGAGUAUGUUUUCAAAAAGUGGCACUUCAAGCGUAUCAUGACAAUCGGCGAUGCGGCACACAAGUUUGAACCAAUCGGCGGCCAAGGAGGCAACAACGCUAUCGAGACCGCCGCCGUCCUGGUCAACAAUCUCACAGAAAUGAUCAAGAGCCGUCCGGAGGGUCUGUCCGACAUCGAUAUUGACCGAGCCUUCUCAGAGACUCAACGGCUGCGCUCGCCACGCGCAUGGGAGCUCGUGAAUGCAUCUCAUGAGCAGCAAAAGGUCGAAGCCAUGGAGACGCGUCUGUUGGAGUUCAUCGCCAAAUACUACGUGCCGUACAUGUCAAUUGACACCAAGCUGUCUGGUUGGUCUAAAUCCAUCGAGGGUGGCCACAAGCUCAACAUGCUCGACGUCCCGAAGCGACCUUGCUUCGUGCCAUACCAGGACAACCUCCCAAGCAAGCCUUUCAACCCUUCGGUUCUCGUAAAGUCGACUGUUGCUGUAAUUUUUGGACUGCUUUUCUAUGUGGCCCAGCAAGUUUUGCAGAUAGACCCGACGAGCUUCGUUCCCGCUUUCCUUGGCCAUGAGUUGAAGCAGACAUACACAGGCAUUCCGGCGAUUGAUGCCACUCUAUCAACCCUGGUCUGGGCAUUCUCCAAGGGCGUGGCAGGCGAGGAUCUCAACCAGAGGGUCCAAUGUCUGUAUUUCAUGAUUAUGCUCCUGCCCGUUGUCCUCAUCUGGACGGUGGAAGGUUACCGAUUUGGAAACAGUUACUCUCUGGUAUCCAUGCCAGUUCUUUUCAGCAUCUACCAACUCCUCGGCAUAGGCAAGGUCGCACCGCUCUACUACCUCCUCAGCAUUUACACCACCAGCAACAUCCUGUACACCCGCACCACCGGCCGCGCCAUCCCCUCGUCCGUCGCCAAAGCGCUCCUCCCGGCCAUCUGCCUCGGCCACGCCCUCCCCACCGCCCUCAUGUUCCUCCCGCACGCCUCCCCCGCCACGCAGCAGACCUUCAUCGCCCUCUGGCAGCCCUUCCCCGUCUACACCGCCGCCCUCACCUCCGCCAUCGCCUUCCUCAUCCGCAAGGCCGACGGCCGCCCCGCCCUCGCCACCGCCCUCGACCGCGAAAUGUUCGCCCUCGCCGACGUCGGCCCCCUGCGCGCCGCGUACGCCGCCGUCUUCGGCGCCACCGCCACCGCCCACGCCGCCGCCAUCGCGUACCUCGCCGCCAACGCCCCGACCACCAGCGUCUUCGAGGUCUUCUUCGACCUCUUCGCCCCGCAGGAGGACGACUCCGUCUGGUCGUUCCUCAAGUGGGACUUCGCGCUCUGCUUCGCCGCCGUGCUGGUGUGGUGCCUGUACGGCGUGUACGAGCUCCGUCGCACCGGCUACGUCGACUCGAAGCGCGCGUGGCGCGCGGCGGCGGCGCUGCUGCUGGCGCAGGGCGCGGUCGGCCCCGGGGCGGCGUAUGUUGGGUUCUGGGCGUGGAGGGAGGGCGUCAUCGUGGACCAGGUCAGGAUGGUGCCGGAGAAUUAA